Fraxinus pennsylvanica is the source of this 783-nucleotide messenger RNA. The record is from the annotation of a GenBank genome assembly. Lineage: Eukaryota; Viridiplantae; Streptophyta; Magnoliopsida; Lamiales; Oleaceae.
AUGUUUUUGAGUUGUUUUUUGAGUGAAAAGAGCUUUCCCCAAGGAGUCCCAUGGGAGAGGGGGCGGGUACACGGGCAAAGCCUCGUACGGAUGCCCCGGACUUCAUCGAAGAAAGGGUCUACAAAUUCUACCGCGACAUACAAUUCAUCAACUAUGGAUCUGUUUCGAGCCGCUUCUGGUAAAGCUGCAUCCAAAGAGCUGGAACGUAUUGAUCAAUUAUUUUAUUCAUAUGCAAACAAUUCCUCUGAUACGAUCGAACCUGAAGGAAUUGAGUCCCUUUGUUCAGAUCUGGAAGUUGAUCAUACCGAUGUCCGGAUAUUAAUGCUUGCUUGGAAAAUGCAAGCUAAAAAACAAGGAUAUUUCACCCGGGAAGAGUGGCGAGCAGGCCUUAAAGCUUUGAAAGUUCACACAAUAAGUAAAAUCAAGAAGGCACUUCCAGAACUUGAGAAAGAGGUCAGGAGGCCAUCAAACUUUGUGGACUUCUACUCAUAUGCUUUUAGAUAUUGCUUGACUGAGGAAAAGCAGAAGAGCAUAGACAUUGAAAGCAUUUGCAUUCUGCUGGAAAUUGUUCUAGGGUCGAAUUUUAGGCCCCAAGCCGAUGCGCUUAUUCAGUAUCUAAAGAUGCAGACUGAUUACAAGGUCAUUAACUUGGAUCAAUGGAUGGGGUUCUAUCGGUUCUGUAAUGAGAUUAGCUUCCCAGACUUCAGCAACUAUGAUCCAGAUCUUGCUUGGCCCUUGGUCUUGGAUAACUUUGUCGAUUGGAUGAGAGUCAAGGAGGAUUAA